Cucumis melo (muskmelon) is the source of this 459-nucleotide messenger RNA. Its product is annotated as 60S ribosomal protein L39. NCBI's taxonomy places the organism in Eukaryota, Viridiplantae, Streptophyta, Magnoliopsida, Cucurbitales, Cucurbitaceae. Gene Ontology annotation, molecular function: structural constituent of ribosome. The coding region runs from base 123 to 278 and encodes 51 amino acids. Gene Ontology annotation, cellular component: ribosome; cytosolic large ribosomal subunit. The record is from RefSeq and is a predicted model, not a curated record. Gene Ontology annotation, biological process: translation. The transcript has 3 exons.
AAACAUCGUACUGGGCUUGCCCGCGGGCAAAUCUCGAUUACCCUUCUCAAGGGAGCGUAUAAAGCUUCUUCGCUCCUAAUAGGGUUUUUGUUUAUCUCGCCGUCGAUCGCCGGAACCCGAAAAUGCCGUCUCACAAGACUUUUAGAAUCAAGAAGAAGCUCGCGAAGAAGAUGAGGCAGAAUAGGCCGAUCCCGCACUGGAUCCGCUUGAGAACCGACAACACGAUCAGAUACAACGCAAAGCGCAGGCACUGGCGUCGCACCAAGCUAGGGUUCUGAGGUGCUUUCGAUUCCUAACUUCAAUGUUCAUUUACCUUGAUUUUGUUAAGUUUCAGAACUUGAAUUUUCUCAAGGAUCUACAUUUGUAUUUCCGCAACUGAAAUUUAGUUUAUCGGAUAUUUUUGUUUAAUCAUCGUUACACUCAAGAUUGAAGUGCGGAAUAGAGUGAAUUUACCUUCAA